Messenger RNA from Drosophila nasuta, 1908 nucleotides. RefSeq names its product Abnormal X segregation (gene Axs). The record is from RefSeq and is a predicted model, not a curated record. Gene Ontology annotation, cellular component: plasma membrane. Gene Ontology annotation, molecular function: chloride channel activity. Lineage: Eukaryota; Metazoa; Arthropoda; Insecta; Diptera; Drosophilidae. Gene Ontology annotation, biological process: chloride transmembrane transport.
GACGAUUCAUAAAUAAUGUCUGAAGAUGCCAAGAGUCCACGCACCAGAAACAUUAUUGAAAAUCAACUUUUUCGCCGUCAGCGAAGCUUAAAGCUUGAGGCACUGCAGCGACAGCGAUCCCAAUAUGGCACCAUCGACGACGCCGACGACGAUGAAGCGGAUACGCUCGACAAGACGUACAUAGUCAUCAUAUUUACGGAGAAGGCCAAGCUCCGCCAUUGUCAGGAUGUGGAGAAGAUCAUACAGGAGUUUGGCAUACAAACGACGCUGGAUUUCGUCAGCAAAACCGAAAAGUAUUUGUAUCUAUCAGCCACGCUGGAUACACUGCUCCGCCUGGCUGAUGCCGCCGAGCUGGAGAAGAUGACGACCACGGGCAGCAUACAAAAGUUUAAUCACGGAUGCGUCGCUGACUUUCUGCUGCCGGGCAUGACCAAGGCAGAGAUUCUGCACUAUUGCGAGACGCCCGUGCUGAUCAAAGAUGUGGUAGAGCCGCCCAUCAGAUCCUACAUACAGAAGGGCUACAUCGAGGACAUGUUUCCACUGCACGAUAUUCUGUAUCUGGAACGCUUCAAUCUGAAUUUCAAACGCACUAAGCUACCCAUUGAAGAGAUCCGCAACUAUUUUGGCUCUGGCAUCGGUCUCUACUUUGGCUUCAUUGAGUUCUACACCAAAGCGCUGGUGUUCCCAGCCAUCUUUGGUAUACUCCAAUGUCUGCUGGAUCUCAAUCUGUCGCUGGUCUGCAGCUUCUAUGUGGUCUGGACCACAAUCUUUUUGGAGCUGUGGAAACGCAAGUGCGCUGGAUACUCGUAUCGCUGGGGCACCAUCGAGAUGAGCAGCUUGGACAAGCCGCGUGCCGCUUACACAGGACAAUUGAAGCCAGAUCCCAUCACGGGCAAGAUGACACUGCAUUAUCCCAUGCGCUACACGUACCUGCAAAUGUAUUGCAUUUCGUAUCCGGUUGUCUUGGGCUGCGUUGUUGCCGCCGCCUGGUUUGCUCUCUAUCAGUUCCAGAUCGAGGCCGAAGUUCUGGCCGAUUUUGGUGCCGAUUCGUGGCUGUUGUAUGUGCCGGUCAUUGUGCAAUCGGUGCUGAUAGCGAUAUUCUCGUGGGCCUACGAGAAGCUUGCCACAUUCCUCACCAAUCUGGAGAAUCAUCGUACACGCUCGCAGUAUGAACGGCAUCGGGUCAAUAAGCUAAUGCUCUUCGAGAUUGUCAACAAUUUCUUUUCGCAAUUCUAUAUCGCGUUUGUGCUGCAGGAUCUCAAGCAGCUCAAGUAUCAGCUGAUGAUGCAGUUGCUCAUCUUUCAAUUGCUCUGCAUUGCCCAGGAGAUUGGCAUUCCACUGAUGGCAGUGCUGCGACAGAAGUACGCCAAGUAUCGCCAUCAGGAAGUCGAUCCGGAGAAGUUGCGCACCAUCACGAAUAAGCCACGCUACGAGCAAUCGUUCUAUGAGUCCGGUCUCGAUGCCUAUCAUUCCACAUACGAGGACUACUUGCAGGUGUGCAUCCAGUUUGGCUAUGUGGUGCUCUUUGCCGCUGUGGCGCCAUUCGCGGCGAUCGGUGCACUGAUCAACAAUGUGUUUGCCGUUCAUAUCGAUAUGUUUAAGCUCUGCAACAUCUUUAAGCGACCCUUUGCACGUAGAGCGAAGAACAUUGGUGCCUGGCAGCUGGCCUUCGAGCUGCUCUCGGUCAUGUCGUUGUUGAGCAACUGUGGCCUCCUCUUCCUGCAGCCCAAUGUCAAACAAUUCUUUUCACACUGGUUGCCUUCCAUACCGGAUCUGUCGUUUGUCAUCUUCGAGCAUCUGCUGCUGGGUCUCAAAUUCCUAAUACACAAAGUGAUCCAUGAGAGACCGCGCUGGGUGCGCAUCGGACUCCUCAAAGCGGACUUUGAGACUAGCCAGGCUCUCAAGUGA